AUGUUCACUCCCAUGCAGCAACAAAUGUCCCUAAUCAGAUUAACAAGAAUAGGGCGCUUUAGUGGCUCUUUGAGAUAUUUCACUCGUGGAUUGAGUGGUAACUCAAGUAUGCCAUUGAAGCAAUGGAUUGGUAGCAAAUUUAACACUCUGGAUGAAGUAAAACAGUUUAUGCAACAGGAUUCUGCUUCCAUCGAAGAGUACCUGAAUUCCGAUUCUGCAAGAACAACUUCUUCAAAUUUAGACAUAUCUGAUGAGACAAUCAGAAGACUUCUGAAACUUUCAGGAUUGCCAACUGAAAGUGUAGAUAUAUUGCAUAUAAAAAAGAGAUUGAAAUAUCAAAUGUCUUUUCUUAACAAAUUGCAAGAGAUCUCUUACGAUACUGAUAAAAUUGAUGAAAAUAACUCGAGAAUUCUACCAAGAAAUAGUAAACCAUUAUCGUAUGAAGAACUGAUCUCAAAAAUAGAAAGAGCAACAAAAUCUGAAGAUCUAGGUGAAGUUUCAAAUUCUUGGAAUCCAACUGAAUUGUCAGCACUUUCAAGAAAUAAGAUGUAUGUGCUCCGUGGUGGUUUAAUGAAAGAUAGAGAGUAA
This is a messenger RNA of Tetrapisispora phaffii CBS 4417, 588 nucleotides long. It is a transcript of the gene GTF1, whose product is annotated as glutamyl-tRNA(Gln) amidotransferase subunit F. Gene Ontology annotation, cellular component: glutamyl-tRNA(Gln) amidotransferase complex; mitochondrion. The transcript has a single exon. The coding region runs from base 1 to 588 and encodes 195 amino acids. Gene Ontology annotation, biological process: glutaminyl-tRNAGln biosynthesis via transamidation. Lineage: Eukaryota; Fungi; Ascomycota; Saccharomycetes; Saccharomycetales; Saccharomycetaceae. Gene Ontology annotation, molecular function: glutaminyl-tRNA synthase (glutamine-hydrolyzing) activity. The record is from RefSeq and is a predicted model, not a curated record.